Messenger RNA from Oncorhynchus kisutch (coho salmon), 1176 nucleotides. RefSeq names its product thyroid transcription factor 1-associated protein 26 homolog. The transcript is spliced from 4 exons. Bases 111 to 899 code for a protein of 262 amino acids. The record is from RefSeq and is a predicted model, not a curated record. NCBI's taxonomy places the organism in Eukaryota, Metazoa, Chordata, Actinopteri, Salmoniformes, Salmonidae. Gene Ontology annotation, cellular component: nucleus.
UGGAUUUGUCAUGUCUUUCUGAGACCACCACGUACGUCAAAACAAUGCGACGAAAAACACAUGCGACGUAAACACAUGAAACGUGCGAUAUUUUGCUAAAAUUGAGUGAAAUGGCACCACCAGCACAGCAGAAAAUGAAGACCAAGGGCACAUUUGACGGAAAACGUGCCAAUAGAAACCAACCCUACAAUCGACCAGGGGGCAAGAAGAAGUGGGUCUCUGAGCACAAAGUAUUCGACGGCAGUAUUGGAGAAGGCCAGGGCUUUGCCUUCAAAAGGAAGGAGAAAGUGAAACAUGAAUACAACAAACUGCUACGGAAGGAGAGGAGGAAGAGCACAGAGGUCAAAACCCAAUAUACAGAACAGUACCCCGAACAUCUGAGGCAUCUCUACGAGGCUGAGGCCGAGAAACUGAGGAAUGAGGUUAAGACGAACAGAAUCAACAGAACCAAAGCUAGGAUGGCUGGCGGUGGUGGUCCAGUAGAGGAGGAAGCAGCUCCCAUGGCUGUGAAUGAAGCCCCCACGGACCUAGCUACAGCCAUAGACCCUGCAGAGGACAUCUCCUCUGACAAGACUGACUCUGCCCCACAGCCCACUCCAGCUGCAGCCUCAAAGAAUGACAGUCUACCCAUGAGUAACCGGAGUAAAAAGAAAAUGCUGAGGAAGACUUCCUAUCAGAAAACAAAAGAGGAGUUUGAAAGUGUUAAAGAAAAGCAGAAGAAUAAGAAAGAGGAGUUUUUGAAGAACAAGGAGCAGAAAGAAGAAGCUAUCAAGAAGUACAAACAGAAGAAAAUGGAGACAUUUCAGAUCCUGAGCAAAAAGACGAAGAAGGGUCAGCCCAACCUGAACCUACAGAUGGAAUACCUGCUCCAGAAGAUUCAAGGGACCGGGCCGGGAUAAUGACCCAGAAAAAUGGACGUCGGAGGCUUCAAAUAGCAAAUAUACAGUUGGAACUCUUACUGUGAUGGUUUUAUAUCAUAGAUGAGUCUUGUUCUUAUUUUGUGAACUGCCACUUUGAAUAGAUUGUAUCAUAAUAGAUUUUCAGACUUUUUAGCGGUUUAUUUACAUUUUGAACCACAAGGUGGCAUUUGUGAGAGCUGUUCUUGUAAAAUAUUUAAAUAUUAAUUUCAAAUAAGCAACAAUUUCUAUUAAAUGUUAAUAAAAGGUUGUAAGUGAA